Molecule: messenger RNA, 2199 nt
Organism: Hansenula anomala
Lineage: Eukaryota; Fungi; Ascomycota; Saccharomycetes; Phaffomycetales; Wickerhamomycetaceae
Gene: LST4
Product: Lst4p
Exons: 1
Coding region: 1-2199 (732 amino acids)
Source: RefSeq, a predicted model, not a curated record
AUGAGCGGCUCAUCUUCAAAUGUUCAUACAUCUCCUACUCAAGUAAGCUUAAACACUUCAAAUACUGAAUGCUUCAAUUAUUCAAAUGAGGAUUCAUAUUCUAGAACCAUUUUGUAUGGUACCCCAAACCAUUUACAAUCAUUCAACUUGGAAGCACAAAGUUUUAGAUUGGUGAUUAUACAGGAUAAAGGUGAACUUUUGAUGAAGAACAAUUACAAGACCCAUUAUGACUCGGCUUUGGACCCACAUUUUAAUAGACCUAUACACAAUAAGCUGUCCAAUAAACAUGAGUCUAGUGAAUUGGUUGAAAUAAUGUUUGGAAAUCCAAUACAUCAUGAUUUGAAUAGAUCUGAUAAUUUUAAAAUUCAUGUCAUGUCAAGCUUACCAGAUUUGAAAAAUUCAAUACUAGUUUCAAUGCAUUUUUAUUUUGAUAAGAAACAUAAGUUUGCUAUUGGAAUUGUUAUACCGAUAGGGUUGAAUGAUAUUUCGAGUGUUGUUUUGUCUAAUUGGGUGGCCGUUUCUAAUCAUCUGAAUUUAUUAAAAGCUAUCUUCAUUGAAAAUCAUUUAAAUAUCAAGAAAUGUAAUAACACUUCAACUCAAAUGGCUUCUUCAAAUUAUUUGGACAUUUCAAUUUUUUUCAAAACUUUUAUUAAAUCAACGAAAUAUCUCUCAACUGUCCCAAGAUUACUUUUAGGUUUGAUUAAAUUUGAUUCUAUUUUAAAAAAUUGGUGUUUUGAAGUAAAUAAUUGGAUAGAAGUUAAAGAUGGUGCAAAAUUAGGGUUUAGUGGUACAAAAUUUUUAACAACACUGUUGUCAAUAGUUUAUGGAUUGAAAAAUCAAUUGGUUAGUAAAAAAAAUGAUGAAUCCGUUCGUGUUGUUAUAAUGGCUUCAAAUCCAAUGGUUGCACAGAAAUUAAUUUUCAUAAUAUCUGGACUAUUACCUUUCAAUUUGAAUUUUAAAGUUACUGACUACGAAGAUGAUGAUAAAUCUUUAGAAGAUACAGUUGUGGAAAGUACUGGCGAUUUAAAUGAUUUGAAAAUUGAAAUACCCCAAGAAAAGACUCCACCAACACCUUCCGUCAUUAAACAAGGUUGGGAGAUACCAACAACUCCAUCGAGAUCAGUCGCCACUCCUUCGAUAAUGACACCAUGUCGGAGUUCAAUCAUUCAACCUGCAACUUCAAUGUCAACUUCAAAUUCAAUGGCUUAUUUGUCAUCAUCUCUUUCGUCUUCAUCUACAUUUUCAACAUCAUUAAGCCGUGGAUUCCAAUUAUUACAAAACUGGAAAAACACAGGAACUAGUGAUGAUGGUAAUAAUCAAAAUAAUACCCCUUCAUCAUCCUCAUCAUCUGUAUCUUACAAGACCCCAUCACCAAAUAAUGAACCUGAUGAUUAUCCAUGGUAUUCAAAUUUGAAUCAAAUAUCACAUCCAAAUUAUACAUUAUCAUCAUCUUCAUCAACAGGUCAUCAUUUAUCAAGAACUAGUUCUUCAUAUGAUCUUUCAUGUUGUUUAUCAAAUAUUCCUAAAAGUAUUAAAAGGUUAUCAAUUCCAAAAUUACCACAUGUUGAAAGAUCAACAACUACUUUAUUCAAAAUUGGAGAAUCUCAGAAAACCAAAAGUCAACUGUUCAACAAUACACGUAAAAGUUGUUUCAGUUUAUUAAGUUCAAAAAGUUUGAAUACUAGAUUAGAAAGAGAUAAUGUUAAAGGAGUUUCAAUACUCGAUGUCCCAUUCGAUGAUGAUGAAGAAGGAGAAGAUGAAGAAUUUGAUAAUGACUUUAGAAAGGGUGAAACUGAUAACGAUUACAAACGUUAUCCAUUACCACAAUUAUGUGGAUAUGUGAAUGAAUUUAUACCAGACUUCAAACUACAAGCUUGUCCGAUCUCUCAAGACUUAGAUUCAAAACUUGCAUCAGCAAUGAAGAAUGAUUUAGAUAAUUUUAAAAGUUCCAAAACCAUUUUAGUUUCAUUAAGAGCAAGAGAGAUUAAAGAAAUGACAUUAGUGAAAAAAAGUUACGAAUACAAGUCCACAAUGAAGAAGUUAUAUCACAAUUCAAGACCAAGCAGUUCAAUUGAUAAAGAAUCUUGGACCAAGAUCGAUACCCUUUUAAAUUCAAUUGUCUCCAUAUUUCGCGACCAUGAUCAACAAACUGAUGAUAGAGACUUUGCAGAAGUUGAACGUUUGUUGGAACGCCUUUGA